AUAUGUGAAUCGGAAUUAAGUCUUUGGAAAAAAAAAGAAUCGAACAAAGCUGCAUGUGCAGAAUAGAGAGAUUCUUAUGAACAGUUGAUGCAUACUCAUCACUAGAUGUCUCUGGCGGUAUUUGGCGGUUAAUUGAGAAUUCUACGACUACACGUUUCUGCACUUUCUUAACAAUUCGUCGUCUUAGAAGUGAUCAGAGGCACGUAACAGUUCUGCGUGUAUAUACAAAUGAUAAAAAGAGUCAGAGUUGUCUCACUUUGAUCGUUACAAACUCAACUGUUAUUAGCGAGCUUCAUUUAUUGCGUCCCGCACUCAUCUUUGCUGGAUAUUUAGACUUAACCUAACAAGAUGGAUGAUAACAUCGAGCAAGGAAUUAUCACGCGUAUAUAUCUGGAAAAUUUUGUGACUUAUGACAGCGUCAUAUUGAAUCCUAGCAGAUAUCUUAAUGUCAUUGUGGGACCUAACGGUUCUGGCAAAUCUACCAUUGUCGCUGCUAUAGUUCUUGGUUUAGGUGGCAGACCUAAUAUUAUUGGACGGGCACUACAUAUAGGAGAAUACGUUAAAUAUGGAUGUCAAUCUGCAAAGAUAGAAAUUUGUCUGAAGAAUGGUAAUGAACGAGAUCACGUAGUAGUCAGGACAUUUACCAAAGAAGGAUCUUCUAAAUGGAUGAUUAAUGGUUCUUUGUCAUCUGCAAAAGCUGUUCAUGAAUUUACAUCCAGUCUUAAUAUUCAGGUUGAUAAUCUUUGUCAGUUUCUACCACAAGAUAAAGUACAAGAUUUUUCAAAAAUGAAUGCUCAAGCAUUGUUAGAAAAUACUGAAAGAUCUGUUGGAGAUCCAAAGCUCUUAGAAUAUCAUCAAGAAUUGAAAAAACAAAGAAUUAAUUUCAAGGAAUUGCAACUUGAUAUAACAAAUAAAAAACGAUUAUUGGAAUCUAAAAUUCAAAGGCACGAUGGACUCCAACAAACUGUCAGUACAAUAAAAGAAAGAAAGUUGAUAAAGAAAAAAAUUACAACGCUAAAACAAAAAAAGGCGUGGAUGCUAUAUGAGGAAAUGCGCAGAAAAUUAGUGGAGUCUAAGAAAGUCAGAGAUGCAGCAGCAAAAGAAAUGCAGGUAAUAGAUGCUAAACUAAAGCCAAUAAAUAAGAAACUUGAGAGAAUGAAGUCUGAUGUAACAGCAUUAAAAAAUUCGUUAAAUGAUCAUAACAAUAAAGUUAAUGCUAAAAAUACAAAAUUGAAAAGCAUAAUAAAUGAGAUUCUUAAUUGCGAAAAUAGGAUUAAAGAAUCUGAGAAUAUAUGUUCACGUAAAAUUCAAACAGAACAGACUCGAGAUCAAGAUAUUAAUCUCGCACAACAGCAGAAAAGCAAAUUGGAAAAUGAUUUCUCGCUUAUGAUUAACGAAAUUGGAACAGAGGAAAGCUUAAUGAAACAAUUGCAAAACAUAGAAGAUAAUAUGGUAGAACAUAGGAGAACAAUUGAUGAUCUCACCAAUAAAAAGAACACGUUAAAACACGAAGAGGAAAACUUCAGCCGUGAAAUAAGAGCUAUCCAAGCAGAACAGCAGUCUUUCAAUAUUGAUAUGAAACGUUUAGAACUCUUAAAACGAACGAGUACUGACGCAUAUAAAGGUGUACUUUGGUUAAGAGAGAAUCGUGAUAAAUUUUCGGCUGCAGUGUAUGAGCCUAUGUUACUUAGCAUCAAUGUAAAAGACGCCUCGUAUGCCAAAUAUUUGGAAAAUAUAAUACCGUUCCGAGAUUUGGUCGCAUUCACAUGCGAGAGCAAACAGGAUAUGAAUCUUUUACUGAAGUACCUGAGAGACCAACAGAAAUUGCAAGUUAAUGCAGUUUAUUCUGAUGCUUCAAAAAAAAUUAUGCAACCGAAUAUACCGUUGCAAGACAUUCAAAAAUUCGGCUUUAAGUAUUAUUUAGCGUCGCUUAUUGAAGCGCCGCCCAUCAUAAUGACAUAUCUAGUUUCUACGUAUCAUUUAAAUAAUAUUCCUGUUGGAGACAAUGAAGUUGAGAAUCACAUAGAUCAUAUACCUCGCAGCUUAAACUGUUACUUUAGUCAAAACAACAUUUAUUCUGUAAAUAUAUCUAAAUAUACGCGUACAACGUCGACAAGAAUCGUACAAGUCACUGGGAAUGGACUGUUAUCAAUUAUCCUAGAUAAAGUCAAAUUAGAGAAACUUCAAGAACGAUUGAAGAAUUUUCAAGAAAGAUUGAAUCAAAUCUCGAUUAGUAUUAAAGAGAAAGAAGAUAAGAUAUGCAUGGAAACUAAAGAAUUAGGUAAAUAUCGAUCCGAUAGAAAUAAAUACAAACAAAAUAUUCAGCAGAUUCAGGCAUUGCAAGGUAGAAUACGCAUAGCUGCUAAAAAAAUCGAACAAUUGGAGACAGAGCGCACGAGUAUUGAUAAUAUAAAAGCCACAUGCACUAAGGAGAUUAAGGUUAUUAUAAAGAAACAAAUACAAAUGUUUAGAGAAUAUAAUAUAAUUCUGAAGGAAUGUUUUAAAUGUGUUACAAGUAACGAUGAGGUCAAAUUUGCAUUAGCCUUACUGCAACAAACUUUAGUAAUUAAAGAGAACGAUGCUGCAGAAUUAAAGGAUACGUUGAAAACUACAGAGAGGAUAUUUAAACAACACGACGACGAGUUUCAACCUUUAAAAAAGGAAGCUGAAAGACUGUAUAAUGAAGCACUGAUAAGCACAGAUAAUAUUAAUCCGCAACAGGACGCAUUUAAGCCCAUAAAUAAAGCCUUUGAAAAAUUGCCAGCUACUAUAGCUGAAAUAAAUAAGGAAUUAAAUAUCUCUCAAGCAAAAGUUUUCUGUAUGGCGAAAAAUGUGGAUGCCGAAAAUGUAUUGCGUGAAUACGAAGAGAUACAAAGCAAUAUUAAAAACUUGACUGAGUUUAUCAAAAAGAAGACUGUUAAACUAGAAGAAAUGACAAAAGAGAUUACAAACUUAAAAGAAAAAUGGUUACCACCAUUAGAGCAACUAAUUGAAAAAAUAAAUAUGAAUUUUAGUUCUUUCUUUUCCAUGAUGGAUGGUGCUGGUGAAGUUACACUUGCGCGUGGUGAAGAUGUUUUGGAUUUUGAUCAAUAUGGUUUAACAAUCAGAGUAAAGUUUCGAGAUGCAGAUGAAUUGCAAGAAUUAACAAGACAUUUUCAAAGUGGUGGCGAAAGAACUGUAACUACUGCCAUUUAUAUGAUUGCAUUGCAAGAAUUGUCACGCGUACCAUUUCGCUGUGUGGAUGAAAUUAAUCAGGGCAUGGAUGCAAUUAACGAAACUCGAGUCUUUAACUUACUUGUUAAAAUGACAGGAAGACCAGGUAGUUCUCAAUAUUUCCUGCUCACACCAAAACUUUUAUCAGAUUUAUCAUAUGCGGAACAUGUGACGGUACAUUGCGUCUUUAAUGGACCAGUUAUUAACGCAGAUGAUAAAGAAUUCGAAUUCGAUGCGGAGGAUUAUUUCAACCGUCUUGCAUUGACAGCUAAUGUUUAGGAGAGAAAUGUAAAAGUAGAUUAUUUUUUUGUUCCUUAUACACAAAAAGAGAUACAAAUUUUUCAGCUGGUUAGAGAGAUUUUUUGUUUUCCAUGUGUAUAAACUAAAGUUUGAAAUAUUUUGUUUAAAAAUAUAUAGAAUGUAAGUUAGGUUAAGGUAUGAUGAAAAUAUUUUUUAUGAUUAUUUUUAAUAACAUUUGUGUGUGCAUAUGCGCACAAAUUAAUGCUAAGAAGAAAAGUCGUAGACUUUUAACAAAAGAAGUAUGUCGAUAUUAGAACUAAAACAUUAUAUUACAUAAGUGAUAUAUUAUUUAUAUAUGCUUUACAUGUGUGUAA
This is a messenger RNA of Nylanderia fulva, 3827 nucleotides long. RefSeq names its product structural maintenance of chromosomes 5 (gene SMC5). Lineage: Eukaryota; Metazoa; Arthropoda; Insecta; Hymenoptera; Formicidae. Gene Ontology annotation, cellular component: Smc5-Smc6 complex; nucleus. Gene Ontology annotation, molecular function: single-stranded DNA binding. The record is from RefSeq and is a predicted model, not a curated record. Gene Ontology annotation, biological process: double-strand break repair via homologous recombination.